AUGUGGGAAGGUCAAGCUGCAGAGCAAAUGAUGCAAGCUGUACUUACACAUUACACCGAGCACCCUUUCCCCAAAGACGUUCAGCGCUUUAGCUUUAACAUCCUAAUAAUUUCUGACAAGGUGAAAGGACCUUCCACUUCACGCUGUAUGUCUAACAGGUCUGAGGUUUUAAGCGAGAAACGAACCGUGCAGGGGAGGACCUCUGCCCAAGGAGGUUCAGAAGAGCAAACUGUUCGCUCCAGUGCCGGGGCGCCGGGCUCGCAGACGCGGGAGAGUGGAGCUCCGGCCCCCGGAGCGCGGGCUGCGGGAGUCGGGCUCUGGCGGGCGCAGACCCGAGAGGACUCAGGGGGGCGGACCGGGUCAGCUCGGAGGACUCACCUGGUCAUGUUGACUCCGGGCAGCCGCCGCCGCCGCCUCUCGCGCCGCCACCAGCACUUUAGUCCAGCGCCUUCGCCCCACGCCACGGCCGCGCAGCCCGCGCCUGCCCCAGCCGCCGGAGUCCGGGCGGCCGAUUUAAUCCCGCGCAGCUGCGGCCCCCGCCGCGGGAGCACCCCCAGUGGCUGCCGCUGCCGCCGCCGCCGCCGCCUCCGCCCGGUCCUCGCGCGGCCAGCCCAGUCCAGAGCGAGGAAGUGGAGGAGAGUCUGCGAGUGA
Messenger RNA from Rangifer tarandus platyrhynchus (Svalbard reindeer), 651 nucleotides. NCBI's taxonomy places the organism in Eukaryota, Metazoa, Chordata, Mammalia, Artiodactyla, Cervidae. The record is from the annotation of a GenBank genome assembly.